AUGGGGGGAAAAAAAAUUGCACUAUUCCUGUCCAUUGUGAUACUCCUCCUUCUCUGCUGCUGCGUAUGGUGUGAAAAAUCCAGAGUGGAAAAUAAAAAAAAAUUGGAGGAUGAUGUCAUAAGCAUACUGAGGAGGAAGCUCGAGAGUUUGCAAAAAGAGAGCUUAACAAAUUCGGAUGGAAAUUUAAAGAAAGAAAUUGAAUUGGUGAAGAUGCAAAUUCAAGAUUUGCAGAAAUAUGAAAAGGGGGAUACUGGCAAAAAGGUGGACCCCACUUUGGGGGAGAAACCAGGAGUUGAGUCUGUAAAGGGACAACCUUUCAGUUUGGAAGAGGCAGGAGACAGACAAGAUGCAGAAGGAUUGGAUGAGUCAUAUCGAUUGGACUACUUAGAAGGCGUAGAAGACUAUGAGGAGGAGAUCCUUGAGCAGAUGGAGCAAGUGGAGGUGCCUGAGGUAGUCGAAGAAGCGGGUGAUGCAGAAGAGGAGCAACCCGCCUAUGGCGAGGAGGAUGACAGCCUUCCGGACGUGGUGCCUGACUCGGUAAAAAGAACGGCAGAGGGUGUAAUCGAUGAAUUCGAAGAGGCAGAAGAAGACGAAGGUGCAGAUGCGGAUGAAGCUAAGUUAGAAAGUUCCACUUCGGCAAGUAGUGCGCUAGUAGGAGGAUCACCACUGGGAGGAAGCACAGAGGAGGAAAAAGAAGAAGAAGAAGAAAAAGGAAAAGAUGUCAUGCAGGGAAACUUCCAGUUAGAGGAACAGGGAAAAGAUGACGUCCCGGGGAACUUCAAGUUAGAGAAAGAAACUAAGAAGAGAGGACAACCUCUCCGUGAGACAUCAUCAGACGGAGACAAGGCCAUAAAACCUCCCCUGAGUGGACAGAAACCAAAUAAGGAAUGCUUUAACAAACUGCACAAGGACGUAGGCUUAACUAAAGACAGUGCCAACCAGAUAAACCCUCCACCAAUGGACGACAAAGGUAAGGACGAGGGACAAAAAUAUAAAUCUCCGACUCAGAAUGGGGACAACUCAGUGGGGGCAAAUAACUUCGGAGGCUGUUCCCAGGGAGAAAAUUCAAAUGGCACCUGUCCACUGGACAUUUUUAAAAAAGUGUUAGAAGACGAAAACUUCUUACAAGAGUUUGACAAUUUUAUCCAUAACCUGUAUGGAUACUCGAAGAAGGACACCCCCUGCGGAAGAGACCAAAUGGAAAAUGAGAACCUCUACAUGGAUCUCUUAACAAACGCGCUAAGUUUCCUCAACACGAUUGAAGUGAUUUAA
This is a messenger RNA of Plasmodium inui San Antonio 1, 1272 nucleotides long. RefSeq lists its product as hypothetical. The record is from RefSeq and is a predicted model, not a curated record. Lineage: Eukaryota; Apicomplexa; Aconoidasida; Haemosporida; Plasmodiidae. The coding region runs from base 1 to 1272 and encodes 423 amino acids. The transcript has a single exon.